AUGGCGUACUCUCUCCCACCACCGCCACCACCACCGCCCUCUCUCCCACUCCCCAACCACUUCACGCGACGCUCGCUCCUCCUUCUCUCCACAACAACCACCACCUCCUCCACCCUCUCACUCCCCUCCACGCCCCCUCCCACCCCAACCGUCACCGACCGCGUCUUCAUGGACUUCAGCCUCUGCCCCAACAACUUCCUCCCAAACCGCGCCGACACUCUCUCCCCCAUCUGCUCCGACUCCACGCUCUUGGGCCGCGUCGUCUUGGGCCUCUUCGGAAACCUCGUUCCCCUCACCGUCUCAAAUUUCAAGUCCGUGUGUCUCGGCUCAAACCCUAAGUCAUCUUCUUACAAGAACACGCUCGUCCACAAGGUCUUUCCUGGCCAGUACUUCCUCGCCGGCCGCCAGGGCCGCCCCGACAAAGGCGAGGUCCGUCCGCCGCGCGACCUGCCGCGCAACACCGAGACCGUCGACUCCAAGGCAUUCGCACUCACACAUUCCCGACCCGGCGUCGUUUCGCUCUCGCUCUCUGAAAACGACGACGACGAUGAUAUUAAACUCGAUCCUGAGUACCGGAAUGUUGAGUUCUUGAUCACCACUGGACCUGGGCCUUGUCCCCAGCUCGAUAACAAGAACAUUGUCUUUGGAACGGUGCUCGAAGGAUUGGAUGUCAUCACAGCAAUAGCUUCCAUUCCUACGUACCAACCCUCUGAGAGAAUUCGCCAGUUUAAUGACUUGGCUGAGUUUUUUGGAGAUGAAAGGGCUCAGAAUGCACGGAACAUAUGGAACAGGCCUCUUACGACUGUUUAUAUUAGUGACUGUGGGGAGCUGAAAGUGACAAAGCCUUCCCUCACGCCUUCUUUGCCAUAA
Molecule: messenger RNA, 870 nt
Organism: Sphenostylis stenocarpa
Lineage: Eukaryota; Viridiplantae; Streptophyta; Magnoliopsida; Fabales; Fabaceae
Source: the annotation of a GenBank genome assembly